Homarus americanus (American lobster) is the source of this 1626-nucleotide messenger RNA. Its product is annotated as sericin 1-like. The coding region runs from base 1 to 1374 and encodes 457 amino acids. The record is from RefSeq and is a predicted model, not a curated record. The transcript has 8 exons. Lineage: Eukaryota; Metazoa; Arthropoda; Malacostraca; Decapoda; Nephropidae.
AUGAAUCGUGUGAAUCAUGAUACUGAAGGCCAAUUUACUUCGCGAGGACCAGUUAGUACUCUCGAGGACCAGUUAGUACUCUCGAGGACCAGCGGUGUAGACUCCCAGAUCUUCACUAGUGACACAGGCGGUGUAGACUCCCAGAUCUUCACUAGUGACACAGGCGGUGUAGACUCCCAGAUCUUCACUAGUGACACAGCAGGUGUAGACUCCAGAUCUUCACUAGUGACACAGGCGGUCUUCACUAGUGACACAGGCGGUGCAGACUCCCAGAUCUUCACAAGUGACACAGGCGGUGUAGACUCCCAGAUCUUCACUAGUGACACAGGCGGUAGACUCCCAGAUUCACUAGUGACACAGGCGGUGCAGACUCCCAGAUCUUCACAAAUCUUCACUAGUGACACAGGCGGUGUAGACUCCCAGAUCUUCACUAGUGACACAGGCGGUGUAGACUCCCAGAUCUUCACUAGUGACAGGCGGUGUAGACUCCAGAUCUUCACUAGUGACACAGGCGGUGUAGACUCCCAGAUCUUCACUAGUGACACAGGUGCUGUAGACUCCCAGAUCUUCACUAGUGACACAGGCGGUGUAGACUCCCAGAUCUUCACUAGUGACACAGGCGGUGUAGACUCCAGAUCUUCACUAGUGACACAGGCGAUCUUCAUUAGUGACACAGGCGGUGUAGACUCCCAGAUCUUCAUUAGUGACACAGGCGGUGUAGACUCCCAGAUCUUCACUAGUGACACAGGCGGUGUAGACUCCCAGAUCUUCACUAGUGACACAGGCGGUGUAGACUCCCAGAUCUUCACUAGUGACACAGGCAGAUCUUCACGAGUGACACAGGCGGUAGACUCCCAGAUCUUCACUAGUGACACAGGCGAUGUAGACUCCCAGGUCUUCACGAGUGACACAGGCGGUGUAGACUCCCAGAUCUUCACUAGUGACACAGGCGGUGUAGACUCCAGAUCUUCACUAGUGACACAGGCGAUCUUCACGAGUGACACAGGCGGUGUAGACUCCCAGAUCUUCACGAGUGACACAGGCGGUGUAGACUCCCAGAUCUUCACUAGUGACACAGGGGGUGUAGACUCCCAGAUCUUCACUAGUGACACAGGCGGUGUAGACUCCCAGAUCUUCACUAGUGACACAGGCGGUGUAGACUCCCAGAUCUUCACUAGUGACACAGGCGGUGUAGACUCCCAGAUCUUCACUAGUGACACAGGCGGUGUAGACUCCCAGAUCUUCACUAGUGACACAGGCGGUGUAGACUCCCAGAUCUUCACUAGUGACACAGGCGGUGUAGACUCCCAGAUCUUCACUAGUGACACAGGCGGUGUAGACCCCAGAUCUUCACUAGUGACACAGGCGGUGUAGACUCCCAGAUCUUCACUAGUGACACAGGCGGUGUAGACUCCCAGAUCUUCACUAGUGACACAGGCGGUGUAGACUCCCAGAUCUUCGCGAGUGAUACAUACAUACAUACAUACAUACACAUACAUACAGUAAUAUCCUAACAUGUGCGUCGAUAUGCUGUGUUAUACAGAUACCUAACCUAACCUGACCUGACCUGACCUAACCCAACCCAACCUGACCUGACCUAACCUAACCUAACCUAACCUGACCUAA